Molecule: messenger RNA, 3475 nt
Organism: Oryza sativa Japonica Group (Japanese rice)
Lineage: Eukaryota; Viridiplantae; Streptophyta; Magnoliopsida; Poales; Poaceae
Product: putative disease resistance RPP13-like protein 2
Biological process (GO): defense response to other organism
Molecular function (GO): ADP binding
Source: RefSeq, a predicted model, not a curated record
GUUGGAUUACUUUGUGAGUAAAAACCACUCACUUCCCUAAUCCCCUGAUCGUUCCAUCCAUUGAAGUAGGAAAAAAAAAAGAAACAAAAACUAAUACAGUAGCUUAAUAAGGAAGGUCUAGCAGCCAAUUAGUCCACUUAAUCACCCAUGGAUCGCGAUAUGUUGUCUUUGUUUGCUCCUUCCUUGCGACCUGGUUGAUCUGCACUUAUGCUAUACGCUGCUUCUCUCCCGAAACCAUGCGGCUGCUGCUGGUUCUGCCGAGAUGGAGCUGGGGCUCAAGCCCCAACGAGCCCCAACGAGCCCCAACGGUGAAUCCGCCCCUGCUAGUCGUAGCUAGCUAGCGAGUGAAUCAGUGGAGUGACGAGAGAUCUCGCGAUGGCGAAGGCGGUGGUGCUGCCGCUGGUUAGCAAGCUUCAGGAGGUGGCCCUGAGCGAGGGGAGGGCGCUGGUUGGCGUCGGCGGCGAGAUCAACCGCCUCCGCGACAAGCUCAUGUGGCUGAUGGCCUUCCUCCAGGAGGCGGACCCCCAGAGGCGGGCGGCCGACGCCGGCGGCGAGCUCAUGCGCGUGCUCGUGCACCAGACCCGCGACGCCGCGUUCAGCGCCGAGGACGCCCUCGACGACUACGCCGUCCGCGUCGACCUGUCCCGCUACCCCGGCUGGUCGCGCGCCGCCGUCGGCUUCCUCGCCGGCAUCACCACCCAGCUGCGCGUCCGCCACAGGCUCUCCAGCGACAUCGCGGCCAUCCAUGCCCGCUUUGAGGAGAUCGUCGGCAACAAGGACAAGUACAGGCUGGAGGGCUCUGCGCCCUCGUCGUUGCUGACGUGGACUGCCUCCGCCGCCUCCUCGAGUGAAUCAAUCCUCUGGGGUACAUCCAAGCCACCAAUUAUCGGGCGUGACGACCAGCAGCAGGAACUAGAGGCAAUGCUUCUCAGCUCCGCAGGAUGCCUCGCCGUAAUAUAUGUCGUCGGCGAUAGUGGUGUUGGUAAGACGAUCCUUGUAAACAGUGUCUGUUCAAAACCAUCUGUCAGAGAACACUUCAAAGAGCGAAUUGGAGUGAAGGUCGGAAAAGAUGCUGGUAUAUCCAACAUCCUGAGUUUGAUAAGCAAAGAACUGAAGAAAGAAAAUAACGAAAGUGACAAUGAGAAUCCUAGAAGCAAGAUACAAAGACGUCUUGGUGAAGAGUGCUACUUGAUCAUCAUCGAUGGCAGGCAGAUGUCCAUCGCUGACUGGAAUGCUGUGAUCCAUGCUCUUCCGAAGAACGAAAGAGGUAGUCGGGUAGUGCUCAUCACGAAAAUAAAACCACAGUUUCUAGACCACCCAAUGAAUGAUGUCCAUGAGAUAAAGCUGACAUGCCUCAAUCAAACGGACUGCAGGAAGCUGUUCCACAUGAGGCUCCAUGGCAAAGAGGAGGAUGAACAAAACCAAACCUACCUGCCAAUAUACUACCAGCGUGUGUAUGACAUUACCGGGGGCUCGCCAUUGGCAGUUAUCCUGCUUGCUGGACUCAUGCACAACAAGGAGUAUCCACAUGAAUGGGAUAGGGUGUUAAAAUACCUCGAGUCAGCCAAAGAGAAGCGGCUCAACAGGAUACUGUCCCUGAGCUUCGAUGACCUGCACCAUGAGCUCAAGCUCUGCUUCCUCUACUUCACAGCAUUCCCGGUCAGCUACAAGGUGUACCAGAACGUGCUUGUCAACUUGUGGGUAUCAGAGGGCUUUGUGGUGCCGCGGCACGGGAAGACGGUACAGCAACUGGGACAGCUAUACCUGAGGCAGCUUACCACUAGGGGACUAGUUACUGAAGCAUCAGCUGAUGGUGACUACGACAUCCGCCACUUUUUCCUCCAUGACAGUGUCUACUUGUUUGCACGGUCAGAGGCACAUGAGGCAAACUUCAUGGAGCUGCAUGAUGGUGACUACUUCCCAUCGCCGGACAGGGCUCGACGCCUCACACUACAUAACAGUAUGGACAGAUACGCGGCACUAGAUAACAAGAUGCCCAAGCUACGGUCCAUCUUUGCAAUCUUCGAAGAGAUACCAGCCAGCACAGCAGAAGAAAGUGUAUCAUCUCCUAGCUGCUUCCCCACCUGCUGUUCAUGCGAGCAGCACAGAUCACCGAAAAUUUCAAGAUUUGACCUCACCAAGCUGCUGAAAAGAUCCAAGUUCCUACGAGUAAUCAUGAUCGAAGGCCUGAAUAUCGGCACCGAGUUGCCUGAGGCAAUCGGAGGCAUGGUGCAUCUCCGUUACCUUAGCACGCGUUGCCGAUCUCUGAGGAGGAUCCACCCGUCGAUUGGGAAUCUCAAAAAUCUUCAAACAAUUGAUGUCAGACAAAGCUUAGUGCAUGAACUGCCGUGUUCCUUUUGGAAGAUCACAUCGCUAAGGCAUGUGUUUGGCUCUGAGCUGAUCGUGCCAAGAUGGACUCGUGAACUGAAACAGCUAAAUACACUCAAGUCGGUGAGAGCAUUGCAGGAUUGGGAUGGCUCUAUGUUGAGAAGAAUGGUUAACCUCAAGUUACUGGAUGUGACUAUCCAAGAGAAGCUCAAAGAGGAGAAGGCGCGCAAGUUAUCAGACAACCUUAACAAUCUCAACAACCUUACUACACUGAUCUUGAAAGGAGUUGACCUCCCAAUCUCUAGCAUUUUUACGGCACCUUCCCUGCAAUUCCUCAAGACUAUAGAACUAACCGGAACCAUCCUGCUCACAACUCCAUCACCAGAAAUAGACAAGAUGACCACUUCACCUUCUGAUUUCCAGCUGCCGAACUUGAGCAAAUUGUCAUUGUCAAAGACGUGUCUGCAACAAGGGUUCAUUGGAAAGCUAGGCAAGCUGCCCCUUCUUUCCAAUCUCACACUCAAGGAUGUUUCUUGUGACGGAGAAGAGCUUGUUUUCAGGCCUGAUGGGUUUCAUUGCUUGAAAAAAUUGGAAGUAAACGACACGUCCAAACGUGUUGUGAUAGAGGAGCAUGCUUUGCCUGUAUUGGUCUCUUUGCAUAUCAUUGGGAACAGUAGAAAUUACCAACACUCGAUCCAUCCUACUCACAAGAUUAUCAACAAGAUUAGACAUGAGGACAUAAAUCUUUUUCAGCGUAUCUGCACUUGUCAUCAGAAAGAGAUAACCAAAGGCUAACAAGCAUAUAUCCUUUGUUAGGAAGAGUCCUUCGAAGUGAAAGUUGUACGAUGUCAUCGACGAAGAGUCAGUUUCCUCUUCAAAAUGUCAUCGACAAUCAUAAACCAAUUCUGCAAUAUGACAUUGCGAAAGUGAUUUCCUUCUGUUUGCAAUUUUUACACAAUGCGCAAAUUACCUGUAAGUAGACUUGUACUUCGUUUUCUUGUUUUCGUUUUUCUCAGGAGUCGGGUGUUGACGUGUUGUAGUUCGUCAUUAAUUUCGUUUCCUUGUGCGCGGAAAUGCGACCCGCCUCCUGGAUCAUUCUGUACUAUUGCAACUUACACAACCACUGAAUAAACUCGAUUAGUGAUCA